Nylanderia fulva is the source of this 4853-nucleotide messenger RNA. RefSeq lists its product as uncharacterized. The record is from RefSeq and is a predicted model, not a curated record. NCBI's taxonomy places the organism in Eukaryota, Metazoa, Arthropoda, Insecta, Hymenoptera, Formicidae.
GCCACGUCGCCCGGCAUCGCAUCCUCUCUCGUCGGAGUCAGUCGGCUGCCAGGCGCGACGCGAGCUAGUUGCGUGCUGCCGGUGUUGGUACAAAAGCCCUUGCGCCAGCCAGUCUUCUUCGCUGCACUUCGGCCGCGGUCGGUCGAUCCCGCUCUCUCGGAGGUUCUCUCCUCUUCCCUUUCCUCUUCUCUCUCUCGCUCACUCUCUCUCUUGUGUGUGCGCGCGAUCGUUACUCUGGUGAGAGAACGUCCGCGAGCGCCGUGGACCAAGCGGCAGGUGAAAAGCCGAUGGUUAUAUAGUUCGCGCAGUUUCCGGAGAGACGACACCACGGGAUAUAUAUACACAGCACGUUGACAUCCCGACGUCCUGUCAUCGGCGGAUUAUUGCGACGACGCGGUCUUCGAAUAACGACCCGAAUAUAUCGGAAAUACGCGUUGACGUUUCAGCGGCGUGGGUAGAGAAACUGUGUGCUCUGUAGUGCCCUCGAUAGGGAUAGACAGAUAUCCCGCGAGACAUCGAGAGAGUAUUCCGUGAGAGAUUUGAAUGAUAGCUGUGUAAUAGUUUGAAGAACAUCAUAUCUCGUCGAGAGAUAGAGAUCGAGAGCUUGAAGGGUUCCGGAAUUAACGCUCUCCGUUCACGAAAUCUAGACUGAGAGAAAAUUUCGAAUUGCAACCUAACUUUAAGCCCCGAGAUCUAUCAAGACCGGCCAAUCUCCGAUAUUCAACAGGGCCAAUUAGUGGGGCGGAUUAAUUGUGCGCAGACAGCAGUUCCAAGUUGAAAAAAGGAAUAGUUUAUUUUUCGAGGAGCAGCAUGCUGUCGAACAGCAACGCGUGUUCGACACGAGACAAGAAAUAAACACAAGUCGGAGCAGAAUUAGCUGACGGCCGCGGAGUUAAAUACUCCAGGUUCGCGACACGCGAGCUAAAACGAAUAUUUGUAAAUUUCAUAUCCGGCACGAAAUCAACGCGCAUCCGCCCCCGCGUACAUCCAGCACAUAUACAAGACGAGUCUCGCAACAGCAGCAGCGAACGCGAUAUCAAGCCGGUCGUUGCACCUCGCCUGCUCACUUUGGUAAAUCUCCUCCGGGGGACGCCUCCUCGCAAUAUACCGUUAUUACCACGAUCAGACGUGGUCUCCGCCUCUCGUGUCUUCUCGCGCAACUGUCCCACAUCAGUUGCGAGCAGACCAUCUCCAUUCUGCUUCCCGAUUUCAACGAGGACGCUUCGAGUGCUUAUUUUCCGUAGAAACGUCACGAAAGGGACGUGUCCGGAGAUAUUAUAUUCUUCUCCCGGAGAGUUACGAGUGUUCGCAACGAAACGUUAGAUUGUAGUUACUUCGGUAUAUCAAGUCGGCGAUAGGAGGCCGAUAGGAAGAGGCGUGUACGAUUUCGAUUAUUCUCGAAGACUCGUAGAUCCCAAGCGAGUGAACAAAAGUGCCGAUUGUUGCGUGGGAGCAGGAGAAGGCUAGUCGGGCGAUACUCGAGAAAAUUCCAACCGCUGUUAUGCGCACGCUGACCGAAGCGAUGAAGCAUCGCGCGAUCAGCUGACUAGUCGAGCUAUUCGGCGGCCGGACCGCUGAUAAGGACACUAUCAGGGACAAACAGAGACGGCCGCAGCCUGCUUGCUCUGUCAUGACAUUUGGUACCCCAUUUCACACCGAGAAGUCGCAGCUAGCCAGCGAGAACUCCACUCGGACCGGCAGCAUGGCGGCCGAAGAGGGGAUGCUGGGUGGUGGUCUGGGCGUAAAACUGAAAUGCCCGACUCCCAUAUCGCGGUUGAGGGUGGAAAAGAUCGAGGGCGGUCUGAUGGUCGCCGGCGUGGUAAUAGCGGCGAACUGUCAGAUCGCACUUCCGGCGUUCGGUACCCUCUUCAUGCUCGUCGGCGCCGUACUCACUGCUGCGUCUUAUCGCGGUCCCGGGGAAGACGAGGACAAAAAUUCGUACGCCGCGCGAAUCGCCUUUACUGGCAAUUCUCGUAUCUUGGGGCCGAUUUGCAUCGUUGUGGGCGCCCUUAUGCUCGCCCUCGGCGUGCUGCUCUGCAUGCUGACAAGACGCGCCAGGCGAAGAGAGCGUAGGGUGGGCUUCCACUGCCCGCUUCACGGGGACUUCUAUCCUCUUAGUCCAGUCCAGGGUAUCAAGAUGCUCGGGGUAUCUGGCAAGGAUGUAAGUGGAUGGCCGAAGAUCCCGUGUCUGAAGGGUCGCGCGUCCAGCAAAGGCGGAAGUGGCGCAGGAGGACCCCACGUGGGUCCACCGCAGUGUCCGCACUCCGUUUUGAGCAGCACUCGCAGCUCCGUCAGCAGCUCGCCUUUGAGUCCGUGCCCGACCCCCAUGCCCUUCCUGGUGACUUCGGGGUCUGUGAGUAGCGGCAUGGUGCAAAGCGUCGGAGCCAAUUUAUCGCCGGACCAAACAUUCGGAUCGAUCCGGUCGCUCUCGGUGACGAGGGAAGUCGCCAGUUUCCCUCUAUCUCGAACACCCACGCCGCCUCCGCAGCAUAGAACGUCGGCAUCGCUGGCGGCGAACCCCGAGGAGCUGGUGGGCGUUGAUAGCCCUCUGCGGGAAGCCUCUCCCAGGCCGGAGGUGCGCGUGGUCGCGCCAUCGCAUCGGCCGCCACCGACGUCCGUCCUGGCGGCGGCGAACGGGGUUCACCAUCAGCACCACCACGCCGUCUCCUCGGCGAGCCGCAAAUCCGUCAGCAUACUGUUGCCCGAUCAGACCAGCGGAUGACCCCAGUUGCUGCAGCAGCAGCAGCAGCAACAGCAGCAGCAACCCGGCUUUGUACACCGUUGCGAUGAGGCGCCGCUCUCGAUCUAGAAUCAUAGUCGCCCGUCCGCGCUCAGGACGUCUCCGGCUAAGACAGACGAUGACAGGCGAAUAUGCGCGAUCGUCCGGGUAACUGAGAAUUAAUUAAUCUCGCGUCUAUUCUAGUGCUAGUGACGAGUUCGCAUGGCGAUCUCGGGCGCGCAAUCUCCGCAUGAGCAAGGGCAAUCAGCCGUGAACUCGGAACUUCGUUAGAGAACGAGUGAUUGAUGACCGGUUAAUGUCGUAUAACAUCAACCAUGGUUUGAUCAAGAUUCGCAGUUAGACCCGCGCGUUAUUGUAAUAGAUGAGAGAGUUCAACUCAAUGGUAGACGUGAAAUAUCCGUAUCAUUCUUUCUCUUAUCGCUCGAAUAACGAUGACGUUUAUUCGGGAACCGACAUAAUCGGAUUUUAUUACGAAUCAUUGUUGCUCUAUGCGGAGAUGCGUUGCUCAACCUUGAUCUCGACUAGAAACCGUGCUUAGUGUCUCCACAUUUGAAUGCUUGGUGACAAGUCUUAUCAUUACCAAACCGUAAGAUAAUAUGUCACGUAUUAUCGUGAAUUGUAUGUGUGUGCAUGUGUGUAUGUGUAUACAGUGGAAAUUUCUCUCUGUAUUUUGUACAUAGUCGGGAGAGAAAAGGGAAACGACGAGACGUUGGAAAAAUUUUACAUUUCCGAAUUACGACGAACCCGUUCGCGCUUCAAUUUACGCUCGCUGUAUUAUUAGAGCGUUUUUACGCAUUAAUAAUGAUCUAGAGUCAUUCAACGUGCAGUACUGAUCAAAAGGUGCUAUUUUAACAUGCACACGUUGAUUUGCAUAUGAGUCGAUAAUUUUAGGAAUCAUAUAGGAAUUAAAAAUUAAAAAUUAAUGUGCAACCGCAGUAUAAAUGUAUUGCAGAAUAUGAUGUAAUGUGUAUAGAAAAUUAUCAGACUCGUAGAUAAAGAAUAACAUGCAGGACUACAGGCUUAGGAGAAUUUUCACUUUGCUUGAUAAGUAGAACAGAUAUAUUUACGUUGGGAGAACGUAUAACAAAAUUGUGAAAACCACUAAAGUUGGUGUCAGUUUUCUAUUUAGUUGAAAUCGAUUUUUAUUUUAUAUAUGAAAUUUGUAUAUAUUUUGCCAAUAAAGAUAAUCGAAAUUCUUCUUGACAACUUGCGCACUCGAGUUCUAUUAUAUUUUAUCGCUUCGUAAAUAAAAUUCUGAUAAUAUCUUUAGGGGUUUUAUCAUCAAUGUGCGUUCUCUCUCUCUUUGUUUUCUUUUUGCGAUCGCGAUAAAAAGAAGGAAGUUUCCGCGAAUCGAAUUUUUCACAACAUCGUUAGUUCUUUCGAUGCCAUGUAAAAGAAAAGAAUAAUCUACGCAUAAACUCUUUUCUUGCAAUAUAAAAUUAAAAUAUGUAUCGAAGAAAUUAUUCAAAAUUAAAAGUGGCUUAUUCCGUUAAGAGUUUAAUUCGGUGGAACAUGUGCUUGCAAAUUAAUACGAACAUAAUUUACCUUUCUGCGCAUCAAGGAUUAAUCUUACACCGGUACAUGAAAAUUCAUAGCAUCCUUUUGCCGCGCAUCGAAAGGGUUAACGUCUGGCAGAGAAAGACACCCAGCACGGUUUCGCACUAAUUAAGUGCGUUAAUUAAGUCUCAGUUAUUCUCGACUCGCGCCGGACGACACACCCUUCCUACCUACACCGCCAAGAGGAGCAGCAAGCUCUCGCGAUCACAAAGAUGCAUCCAGUAGAAUACUCUACAUGUCGCAGCGGCGCGCGUUUCUGGCCAAAAGUAGUCCUUAAGAUAUUCUUGCGCGCGCGAUUGUAUUUAACACGUCCCUCUAAGGCGAGGAAACACGAUCCAACGAAGCGAGAGGUCGAGAUCACGCCGAAUCUUUUCCCUCUUGCAAACUGACCCUCUUAAUUUUCUAAACAAAGUCUCCUGAAUUAUUAUUAGUUUCAUCGUCAACAAUAAUCUAGAGUCACUGAAGUUUAUUUCUAGACACUCUUGAUUUACCACAAUUUUUGAUUUGGAAAUAAAAUAGGCCUCCGAAUAUCGAGCGCGAGAGUUACUAGACUUCA